This is a messenger RNA of Pygocentrus nattereri (red-bellied piranha), 5055 nucleotides long. RefSeq names its product vesicle amine transport 1-like (gene vat1l). The transcript is spliced from 9 exons. The record is from RefSeq and is a predicted model, not a curated record. NCBI's taxonomy places the organism in Eukaryota, Metazoa, Chordata, Actinopteri, Characiformes, Serrasalmidae. The coding region runs from base 163 to 1404 and encodes 413 amino acids. Gene Ontology annotation, molecular function: zinc ion binding; oxidoreductase activity.
GUUGUCUGGUGAAUCGUUUCGCCCGGUUCAUUUAGAAGAGUCGUUCAAAAAAGAGCGAUUCGUUCAUGAAUCGCCCAUCACUACAGACUUGCUGGAGAAGCAUCGGGAAGACCGUUAGUUAAAUAGCUGCUCUCUUCUGGCCGGCAUACUAAACCUACAGACAUGGCAAAGGAAGGACUGGAGAUGACAGAGGAGACCGAACACAUGAUAGAGAAGAACGUGGCGAAGGAGCCGGACAGCGCCGUGUGUGCGGCGGAUUCGAAAGAGAUGCGGGCUGUGCUGCUGACAGGCUUUGGAGGGCUAAACAAACUCAAAGUGACCAAGAAGCUAAUGCCUGAGCCCCAGGAAGGAGAAGUGAAGAUCCGAGUGAAAGCAUGCGGGUUGAAUUUCCUGGACCUUAUGGUGCGUCAAGGGAAUAUUGAUAAUCCUCCUAAAACACCACUCGUGCCUGGAUUUGAAUGUUCUGGAAUAGUGGAGGCUAUGGGCGAAAACACGAAAGGCUUUGAGAUUGGUGACCGGGUGAUGGCCUUCAUGAACUAUAAUGCUUGGGCUGAAGUGGUCUGUACACCGCUGGACUGGGUUUAUAAGAUACCUGAUGAGAUGACUUUCCCUGAGGCAGCUGCCUUCUGCAUGAACUUCGUGGCCGCCUACAUGAUGUUGUUUGAAGUGUCCAAUCUCCGGGAGGGGAUGUCUGUAUUGGUCCACUCAGCGGGAGGUGGAGUGGGUCAAGCUGUAGCUCAGCUGUGUUCCACCGUUCCCAAUGUCACUGUUUUUGGCACAGCCUCUCCCUUCAAACAUGAAGCCAUUCGUCACUCUGUCACUUACCUGUUUGAUAGAAACGUCGACUACGUAGCAGAAGUUAGAAAAAUCUCUCCAGAAGGAGUGGACAUUGUUCUGGAUUGUCUGUGUGGAGAGAACACAGGGAAAGGCCUGGGUCUACUGAAGCCCCUGGGCACCUACAUCCUCUACGGUUCUUCAAACAUGGUGACGGGAGAGACGAAAAGUUUCUUCAGCUUGGCCAAAUCUUGGUGGCAGGUUGAGAAGGUUAAUCCCAUCAAACUCUAUGAAGAAAACAAAGUCAUGGCUGGAUUCUCGCUCCUCAACCUCCUCUUCAAACAGGGGGGCUGCAGCCAAGUGAAGACUACUGUACAGAAGCUACUUUCACUCUACAGUGAGAAGAAGAUCAAACCUAUAGUGGAUUCUCUGUGGGCUCUGGAGGAGGUGAAGGAGGCCAUGCAGAGAAUCCAUGACAGAGGGAACAUAGGCAAGUUGAUUCUGGAUGUGGAGAAGUCUCCCACUCCUUUGAUGGCCAGUGACAGCACGGAGACCAGCGAGGCAGGUGAGGAAGAGGAGGAGCACGAGGGGGACAAUGACAACAAGGAGCGAAUGCCCUUCAUCCAGUAGGCCUUUCUAUUUCAGUCCAGGCGCGGACGCUCCCAUGGAACAAAAGACUGUCACUGGACCAGGACCCCAUGCUGUCGUGAAGUGUAUGAACGUGCGUCUGUCGUCCGUCUGAGCUGUGCAGUGUUUGAAAGUCUAAAACCCUUUUUGCUUAUUGUCCAACUCAAGUGCCAUUCCUAGCACAGUAUUGAAAUGUCAGUGUUCUUUCCUUUCAGAAGUAUUGUUUGAAGUUUCUAUAGAUGUUCUAUGAUGGUGAAGAAAGAAAGAGACAAAGAGCGCAAAAUUUUGUGUGUAAGUUGCUAUGGUAUUGAAUUAGUGAGGAAAGAAAGGGAAAAAAAAACAAGCAUAUGUCUGUGUUCAGGAAAUAGGUUGUGCAUUUAAGUUCUCAUUCAAGUUUAUUUAUGAGGGGGUUAGUUGCUGGUACUUGGCAAGUUAUUCCAGUAGCCGAACAUUAUUCAGUUUUAGAAUAGCCAAUUUCCGUUGAGCUCUCUCUUUGUAGUUUUCUGUCGCAGUCUAUUAACAGCCAUGUCCUCUGUGUCCCUUCUAAGACAGUUUUCAUAGUGCCUUUGGCACACAACAAGCAGGAGCGAGAACACAGCAAAUUCCUUUCUUUUUCCGUUUUGUAUCUCAUAAAGAAUUGAUGUGAGGUAUUGCAGUAAGCUGUUUUGAACCACUCUUUGAAGCCAAUUCCUAGUGGCAAACCCUGGGGAAAUGCAAUGGAGCUGAAUUUCAGAGUCAAAAUGAUCUUAUUUUGCCUGCAUGUGUAAUAUAUGUGUUUUUUAAUGUAGGACAUGUGUUGAGUUAUAGACUUAAGAAAUGCACAGAGUUGCCAGUUUAUUAUGUAAACCUACCAUGUAAGUAUACUCAAUGGUCAUUUUAUCAAGUGUUCCCACCAUGUAGGUGGACUUUAUAGGCUCACAAUUACGAACUGUAGCCCAUCUGUCGCUCUACCACAUUAAAGAUUCAGACCAACAUUAUAUAUGGUGGACUACAUUCAGCACAGCAGUGAUACCUACAUGGUAUUGGCAUGUUAGUGGGUGUCGCACUACUAUGAGUUUUUGUGCAUCUUAGAAGUGUGACUAGAGGAGGAAUAACACAAAUAGUGCUUGGAAAAAGAAAGUUGUAGUUUCUAACUGUACACAUGAAAGGUGGACCAACAAGGUAGAUUACUCUGCAAAAUCAGAGGUCAUUUUUCAGUCAGUGCAUUUUUAGUCAAACGUGCCAUUCAUUUUUCAGCGUGAGGCAAAAUAGCAGAAGACAUAUUUGACAGAAAAUUACACAGAAUCCUCAUAAAGUAAUUAUAUAUAUUUUUCAGCGUUUAGUUUGUCCACUCUGACUUUAUUACAACUUUCAUUCUUUUCAGGAGACUUGCUGUCAAGUUCAGUCUUUGAAGUUUUGGUUGCAUUUUCUUCUUACGAUCCAAGCACAUUCAGGAUGUUGAGGUCUGGACUCUAGGGUGGCCAGUCCAUUGUUUUGAGACCACAAGCAGCUUUCCUCAUCUUAAGAACAGCUUCUUUCAGACCCAUAGCAUUGAGUUGUCUUCUACAGUGACAGAUGGACAGAAAUGUCACUGGAAUUUUUUAAAAUUCAUUUUUAUUGCCCAUUUCCUUUCUUUAUGGAAUCUCAUAUCUAGUCUUAAAAAACGUAUGCCCAUUUUGAAUGGUUUGAUAGUAAAUAAAUUUGACCGUUUGAUGUUAAAUGAAUGGAGGCUGGUUUCUGUCUUUUACCCAGUACUGUAGGUAAGGCGAGUCAAGUGUACAGCAAAGUCCAAAAUACAGCUUUGUAGGACGAGCACAGCAUAUCACCAUGCCACAGCAAUGUCAGCGUCUUUACUGUGCUGAGAAUAGUCCACUGUGCAAGUGCUAUCUGAUCCGCGGUUGUCUUAUGGUGAUCCUUUUCCAUUGAUAAAUGAGAUGGAGGGGAUCUGAUACAUUUUGCAGCAACAGAUGGGCUGUUUGCAAGGGUGUAGAUGCAAGGACAAGAUGUGAGGACAGAGGAAUUGAUGCCAAAACAUGUUUGCCAAAUGAGAUUAAUCAUCACUUUUAUUGCUUGUUACUAGGCCUAAGGGCUCUGCCAGUAUGGAACGCAUAUAUCCUAUUAUCAAAUGACUAUUUACAUGAGCAUGCUUUAUUGAAACCACAUCAGCAAUUUCAGUUUGAUUAACAUUAACCUUUCACAGUAACACUUAAACUGUAAUCAUCAAAUAAAAACAAAGAGUGGAGAUGGAGAAAUUCUAUCACAAACAUACCCCAAUGAGCCAAAACAUACCUAAUAUGCUAUUGGUCCUCCGUGUACCGCUAAAACAGCUUCAGCCCAUUGAGACAUGUACUCUACUCAACCUCCGAAGGUACACUGCAGUAUCUGCCACCAAGACAUCAGCAGCAGAUCCUUUAUGUCCUGUGAUUUGAGGUCAUUGCAGAUCAGACUUUUAGCACAUCCCACUGAUGCUUGACUGGAUUGAGAUCUGGGUCAUUGAAGGCCAGGGCAACACAACACAGGGCAAGUGUUUAAGUGGGUGGCAUGUGUCAAAAUGAUGUCCACAUGAAUGUGGACCUGGAGUUUUCCCAGCAGAAUGUUACCCGGUCGCUGGUUUGUGGUCUGUCCCUCCUCAGACCCCUUUCAUUUAUACUCACCACUACUGACCAAGAACAUCCCCACUGGCCUUGCUGUUUUGGAGAUGCUCUGACCCGGUCAUCUGGCCAUAAUGUUUUGGUUCUUGUCAAAGUGGCUCAGCUUUUCAGUGUCCAGCACAUUGAAUCCAAGAAGCAAGUGUUGGGUUACCAACUAAUACGUCCCAGACCUUGACGUGACCUGUUAUUUAAGAAAUAAUCAACAUUAGUGAGGGUUCAUGGUGUUUUGGCUCAUUAGUAUACGUCACGUGCUACUACAAAGAAGGACUUUGUCUUAGGAUGCACUUGUUUUCUUUGCCCUGGAAGCCUCCUCCAUCCACAGUUCCUCUGAGCACAUUUGAAAAGCUGAUAACAUCUAUAAAGCAUGACAAAGAAAUCAAGGACACAUCAGUUAGCGUUUUGAGAUUCACCCUGUGAUAAACUGGCCAAUGAGUGUAACAUGCAAAGACAGGGCCUUAACUGCAUACAUUACCACUACACAUCAUUUUAACAAACCUGCUGUUCUCAUGUGCCUGAGUCGUGUACUAAGCUGUUCCUUGUCUGAUGUACAAGAUUAUGGCUUGUGGUUGAAGGACAGAAAUCUACUUUACUGCUUAGUACUAUUAUUAGUACAUGCUUAAUCUUACAGCAAAUAUUUCUCUCUUCUUUGACCUCUGUUGAUGUUCUUAUGGUUACAUUUAUUAAUAGGAAAUAGUACUUAUUAGAAAUAACAUGAAAGAAUUUGCUCCCACAUUCAGUAACGCUCACUGUCUUAUAUUUAGCGCACUACUUAGGAUGUGGAGGAAUAUCUGAAACAUAUGAUGUCACAAAAGCUGUAUUUGAAAGUGUCUUUUUAUCUUUGUUUCAGUGUGUAGAUGAUCCUGAAGUGUGCGAAAGGUCAUCGAUUUGCCUUAAAAAGUAAACACCACAUGCUCAGUCAGUGUGUUAAAUGUAGUCACAGGCAGAAAACUAGUAGCUGGUGAUUAGUGCUUUUACUAUGUUGUGCAUAGAAACUCAGUUCUGUUACAAUAAAAAAAGACCUGCA